This is a messenger RNA of Bufo gargarizans (Asiatic toad), 3506 nucleotides long. It is a transcript of the gene EPN1, whose product is annotated as epsin 1. Gene Ontology annotation, molecular function: clathrin binding; phospholipid binding. Gene Ontology annotation, cellular component: endosome; plasma membrane; clathrin vesicle coat. Gene Ontology annotation, biological process: endocytosis. Lineage: Eukaryota; Metazoa; Chordata; Amphibia; Anura; Bufonidae. The transcript is spliced from 12 exons. The record is from RefSeq and is a predicted model, not a curated record. Bases 645 to 2585 code for a protein of 646 amino acids.
UGAAAGGGCGUAGGCUUUGGGGCGUAUACUGUUGCCUGCUGGUCGUGUAGCGGAGACACCAGAAGGGAGGCCUCGGUCGAAUGAGGAAACCUCCAUUAUCAGGAAGCGGAGGGGGCAGCUUUCCCAGUGUGUGCAGCGGCCGCCGCCAGAAGCUCAGCGGAGAGGUAGACAUUGAAGCCUUGAAAUCGCCACCAGGAAUUAAGAUUUACCCAUAACCUUCUACUACUGACCGUGAGCGUCUGUCGGACGUUUGCAGUCUGUUCGCCAGCCGCCGUAUCCUUAAUGGUCUGUGGGGCAGAUGACCAGCGCCCGCCGAUUAUAAAGAAGUGUCUUGCAUUUAGAUGGAGACGUCAGAUGUGCUGAUCCAGUAUUAAUCCUAAAAUGCAGCCCCCCUCCAUAAAGAUGUGGCUUUAGAACAUUCACAAUGCCAAAAGUCGUCAGUGUUGGAAACUAUAUCAGGACAUCUUAGCCAACUGGAAACGGGAGGCGGUGUUUUUCUUGGAUGCCCUGAAAAACGUGCUGUAUCGCUGGGCCUGCAUCGUUGCUGUAGACAAUCUGCAGACGUUAUCUUCGCUCUGUACCUGAUCCAUACAGUGUAAUUCUAAUUGUAUUCAUCGUCGUCACCGGGCAGUACAUCAACCAUCAUGUCUACCUCCUCGCUCCGCCGCCAGAUGAAAAACAUUGUUCACAAUUACUCUGAAGCUGAAAUCAAAGUCAGAGAAGCCACGUCGAAUGAUCCAUGGGGCCCAUCGAGCUCCCUCAUGUCCGAAAUUGCCGAUCUCACUUACAACGUGGUGGCGUUCUCCGAAAUCAUGAGCAUGAUAUGGAAGCGGCUAAACGACCAUGGGAAAAACUGGAGACAUGUCUAUAAAGCUAUGACUCUAAUGGAGUAUUUAAUAAAAACGGGCUCCGAGCGGGUAGCACAGCAGUGCAAAGAAAACAUAUAUGCUAUUCAGACACUGAAAGAUUUCCAGUACGUGGACAGAGACGGGAAAGACCAAGGUGUGAAUGUCCGAGAGAAGGCGAAACAGCUGGUGUCUCUACUGAAGGACGAUGAGCGGCUGAAGGAAGAAAGAGCGCACGCGCUGAAGACCAAGGAGAAGCUCGCACAGACAGCUACAUCGUCGUCUGCGUCAUCAACACUGAACCCACCAGUCGAAGGAGAGCAGGCCUGGCCGCAGAGCAGCGGAGAGGAAGAACUACAGCUCCAGCUUGCUCUAGCCAUGAGCAAAGAAGAGGCGGAGCAGGUAAGAGCAAAGCCCCCUCCUGUGUCCGAAGAGGAAUUGCAGCUUCAGCUUGCACUUAGCAUGAGCAAAGAGGAACAUGACAAGGAGGAGCGGAUCAGGAGAGGAGAUGACCUCAGGCUUCAAAUGGCCAUUGAAGAAAGCAGGAAGGAAGCACCAUCUAAGCAGGAAGAGUCUUCCCUAAUGGAUUUAGCAGAUGUCUUCAGUUCUCCUGCUGCCCCCACAUCAGACCCGUGGGGCUCUACAUCUGCACCUUCCGCUGAUCCUUGGUCCGGAGCUGUGAACACUUCAGCAGUGUCUGCCGUGUCUGAUCCCUGGGGAGGGCCUCCGGUAGCUACAGGAGCAAGUACUGACCCAUGGGGUGCUGGUGUCCAGACAAACAGUGCUCCCACCGACCCCUGGGCGGGGACCCCAGCAGCUUCUUCAGGGGAUGCCAAGUCUGUGCCUGACCCGUGGAAUGUAGGAGGUGCAGCGACUACUGUUGCCGCCCAGAGCACUGACCCUUGGUCUUCAAGUCCCUCUGUGGCAGCUAAGCAAAAGGCAGACCCUUGGGCUCCGGCAGCAACUUUUUCCGAUCCUUGGGGAGGGUCUCCUUCUAGACCAAGUACAAAUGGGACAAUGGCCAGUACCACCUUUGACCAGUUCAUCAGUUCUGCAGAUAAAGAUGAGUUUUCCGAUUUUGACAACCUGAGGACAUCCCUUCCCCAUUCAGGAAGCAGCACAGGUGAGCUGGAUCUUCUAGCCGGGGAAAUUCCCAUGUCUCGCUCUCUUGGAUCGAGGAGUCCGGAUGCCUUUGACAUGGCGGUCAUGAGUGGUUCACUCUCUGAAAGCUCCAAGCCUACAAGGAAAACGCCCGAGUCGUUCCUGGGGCCUAAUGCUGCCCUGGUAGAUUUGGACUCUCUCAUUUCAAAACCCACCCUACAAAACAUAAAAACCUCAAACCCCUUCCUAGUGACAGGAGCAACCAGUUCGACAGCGACAAAUCCAUUCCAGCCCAACCAACAAUCAUCUCUUACGUUGAAUCAACUGCGUUCCAGUCCUGUGAUGUCAAUGGGACAGCAAGUCACACCCGCCGGACCAACCCCUGCAGCGGUUCCAUUCAGUGCGGUGCCACCCAUGGUGUCUGUGUCCCCUAUGGCCCCAGGAAUUCCUCUAGCCGGCGUGCCCGCCAUGGUUGGGAUGCAGCCUGUGGGUGGCCUUCCAGUUGCUGCAGUGCCUCCAGGUGUUCCUCCCAUGAGCUUGCCUGCCAUGAUGCCACCGCAGCAGUUGGUGACGCAACCACUGGUCCCAAAUCUAUCAGCACAAGCUGUGACUAGUACCACCAACCCUUUCCUAUUAUAACCGGCUGGGGGGGGGGGGAGGAAUCAUUGAGUUUGUAAUGGUGAUGACGGGGGUGAUGGGUCGAAAAUGGCGUUAUCUUGCUACUACCACAGAAUGUCCCUGUAUCUUACAUCUUUUGUGGCAACCCUGUAUUAGCAGUGCCACUGACUUUUUGGGCUCUGCUUCCUUUUCACUGUGCCUCUGAAUUACCAAGAAAUAGUAUUUUUGCCCCCCUCCUCCGCAGUCCAGGUAAAGGUGUUUAGGUCGAAGACUAUAGAUUAAUAUUGUUUUCUGCAGGAUAAUUGAUAAUCAGUAGUGUUAAUGCCAGAAUGUUACCGACUAUGUUAUUUCCACCCCUCCCUAUCCUUUUUUGCAUUAAUUAGCAGCACUUCACAGUAUGGCUCGUUUUGUUUGCUUCUGCAUAGUAGCAGUCCAUGGGCUCCCAACUCAUGAGCCGAGCGAAACUUGCUUUUAACAUUUUUGGGUUCCCCCUCGCCGUAUGAAAUGAGUGAUUUGCCUACACGAUUUUACCUCCGGUUCCUGCCUCCCCUCCCCCCCUUUGACUUCAGUUCUACCCAUCGUUCCCUUCACCUCCCCUAGAAAUGACAUGUCGGCGGUUCUACCUGUAAAUACAGCACAUCGCCCCGAGCAUUUCCGCGUGAUUGGGGGCCACAUUAGGAUCUCGCCCUACGUCGAUAUAACACUAAAGGACUAAAGCCUUUUUCAGAUUUCUGUCGAGCAGGGGACGACUGGGGGACUUCUCGGUUGUAUUGCCAUAAUAGCAGGACAUUUCCUAUUUAUUAGAAUGAAUUCAUGAAUGCCGAUUCAGUGGAUUUUUAACCCUUGAGUUUAGUCCAUUUCUUUCCUAUUACCAUUACAAAUCAAAUCUGUGAUGUUGAUUUGUUUGAUAACCACUUAAUAAACUGAUGGGUUUGCUCUGUG